UAGAAAAGUUCAUAUUUUCUGAUCAAGUUGUUACAGAAAGUGCCUUCGUUAAGGGUUAAAAAUGGAUGCAGUAAUGGAAAAAACCUGUUACGACGAUAUAAGCCACACAGUGCUUGAUGCUCGGCACAAGAUGACGGUACGAAGUAUAUCUAAUAACUACGGGUUGUCCUUUGGAGAUGCAGUGAAAGUACUUCAGCAAUGGAUCGACAAAAACUCUGCAAAGGCAAAGCUGAUAAAAGAGUACAUUAUUCGGGGAGUUUUUGCGCAACAGGGCAAUGCUUUUAUAACCGUUGUCAAUGAGCAAAAGUUAAAAACUAUUGAGUCAAAAACUAAGCGAAUUAGCAGCAUGCUAUAUUCAGUUGAGCUGGCUGCUGAAUCUUCUAGGCCACUCAACAUUCCAGAAGAACAGGAAUUCAGAGUGAUAAAUCUUUCUUUGCAAGCAGACAAACGCAGUAUAGAAGUGUUCACCCCGAAAGAUACUCCUCCGGUAACUGUCAAGCAAGAACCUAAAUCAAAAAUUACUUCCAUGUUUUCCGCUGGGACUUCCAAAACCGAUGCGAAACCAGCAUCGGUAAAAGAAGAGAAGCUAAGUCCGAAGGCAGCCGUGAAACAAGAAUCACCAACUGCUGGCUCGCCGAAAAAGUCGCCGGUAAAAACUUCUCCAACUAAGAAAAGAGACGCAAAAAAGCCCGUUACUGGGAAAGGUUCCAUUGCUUCAUUUUUCAACAAUAAACCAGCUACUAAAACUGCCGCUUCUCCCGUCCCAUCGCUGGUUAAGCAGGAAAAGUUCACCCCAAAGAAGGAAGAAUCUAGAGAGGAAACGAAAACUAACGGAAAACGAGAGGAUGAAUCACAGCGUUGGAAGCGAAUGAUUUCCGAUGAAUCGGACGAUGAUGAUGUAAUUCCAAAUACCCCUCAGGAUAAGAAAACUCAGCCGAAGAAAACAGCAAGCAAAAAACUAAUCGGCAGCAAGAAAGAGAGUAAACAAAAGAAGGAAAAUCCAAGCAAGAAGUCUAGGAUUAUGCAGAUUGAUGAUUCCAGCGAAGAUGAAGAAGAAAAGCCUCCGAAGGAACCGGAAGAGCGAGAGGUUCAAUUUGAUGCGGAAGAGUCUAAUGAUGUUGAAAUGAAAGAAACGGAAAAGCAAGCUAGCAGUCCGGAACAAUCAGCGCAAAGUGCUACCGACCGAAAGAAAGCUAUGGUUAAGAAAAUGGUCACGAGGACCUUCCAAGACGAGGAAGGUUAUUUGAUCACCGUCAAGGAGUAUGAAAUGGUUGAGGAAGAUGAAGCCGAUGAAGCUUCCGGCAAAAAUAACAACAACGAUGCAUCCGAAAAGAAAGCUACGCAAAAUGGUACUGUUGACCACAGUAAAGGUAAGACAAGCGAAAAAGUGGUCGAUAAAAAACCCGCCAAGGUGACGCCUCCAACACCCAAAACGAAGCAAGGUUCCAUAACAAGUUUUUUCUCUAAGAAGUAGAAGAAAUAGUAUUAUUUUUCGUUCGAUUACAAUAA
This is a messenger RNA of Sabethes cyaneus, 1509 nucleotides long. It is a transcript of the gene PolD3, whose product is annotated as DNA polymerase delta subunit 3. Gene Ontology annotation, molecular function: DNA-directed DNA polymerase activity. The record is from RefSeq and is a predicted model, not a curated record. NCBI's taxonomy places the organism in Eukaryota, Metazoa, Arthropoda, Insecta, Diptera, Culicidae. Gene Ontology annotation, cellular component: delta DNA polymerase complex; nucleus. Gene Ontology annotation, biological process: nucleotide-excision repair, DNA gap filling; DNA replication; DNA strand elongation involved in DNA replication. The transcript is spliced from 4 exons. The coding region runs from base 62 to 1474 and encodes 470 amino acids.